AUGCUGCCGCACAGUGCAUGUACUGUACGAGCACGGGCUGCUGCCCCCUGCUCGCCCCAGUGUGACGGACGGGCGUGUCGACGGGUGUCGGGUGUCGGGUGUCGGGUGUCGGGUGGAAAAUCGGUUUCCAACGUUUCCGCCUGGGGGAAAAGGCGACGAAAAUACAAGUCGUCGUCUUCCAUCAGCAACACCACCAAAAACACCACCAAAAACACCACCGACAUCGACGCCGGCAUCGAUGCCGACGCCUGGCUCACGGUGAAGCCCCUCUCCUCCUAUUCAUGGCUGCAGCAUGUGUUCGUCGUCGCCCGGGUUUCCCGGAUGCUGCCCCCCCUGCGGCCUGCCCUCGACCGAGUCGGAAACCACAAGUCAGCUCAGCUCGCACAACCCCUGCCAACGUCUCCUCAGGUCUCCUCAGUAAAUCGCGAGCUGACCAACGAGAUGCUCCCGCCUCUCGAGCAAAACGGGCCCCCGUGCGAAAUGAGUGAAGCUCAUUUCCGACCAUGCUGGAACAACGGGUUACCCUGA
Ustilaginoidea virens is the source of this 528-nucleotide messenger RNA. RefSeq lists its product as uncharacterized. The transcript has a single exon. NCBI's taxonomy places the organism in Eukaryota, Fungi, Ascomycota, Sordariomycetes, Hypocreales, Clavicipitaceae. The coding region runs from base 1 to 528 and encodes 175 amino acids. The record is from RefSeq and is a predicted model, not a curated record.